Molecule: messenger RNA, 2442 nt
Organism: Sinocyclocheilus grahami
Lineage: Eukaryota; Metazoa; Chordata; Actinopteri; Cypriniformes; Cyprinidae
Gene: btbd10b
Product: BTB (POZ) domain containing 10b
Exons: 8
Coding region: 197-1489 (430 amino acids)
Biological process (GO): positive regulation of phosphorylation
Cellular component (GO): cytoplasm
Molecular function (GO): protein binding
Source: RefSeq, a predicted model, not a curated record
GUGAAGUCGCGUUUCCUGUCAGCCGUUGGUGGAGACAAAAUCGCCUUUUCAGAAAACCUGAUGGUCCUCUUCAAAUUUUGAUGGUUAUUCUUUUCUGCUUACCUCACGAGAGAACACCAGUAAUUAGCUAUUUUACAAACUAUGCUCACGACGCUGUAAAAAGAGUGGCCAGAUGUAUUAGACUGUCCAGGUGAAAAUGAACAUGCAUGGUGCCAGUGGAGGCUGUGACCGAUCCAGAGAUCGACGUCGCUCCAGUGACCGCUCUCGGGACUCCUCACACGAGCGUGGCGAAGGCCAGCUCACACCCUGUAUUCGCAACUUGACCUCACCCACACGCCAACACAACAGUGAUCGUGAAGGCGGCUCAUCGCGGCCCAGCAGCCCCAGGCCUCAGAGGAUCUCUCCCAGCAGCAGCAGCAGCAGUGGGGUGGCCAGCAGCCGCAACAGUAGUUUGUCCAGCUCAGAGGGCACAUACAAGAGCAUGGGCCCCGGUGAGAUGGUCUUCGUCUACGAGAAUGUCAAAGAUGGAGCCCGCGGCGUCCGCACAUCAGAGAAGGUGACGCUUAUUGUGGACAACACUCGCUUCGUGGUGGACCCCUCGAUUUUCACAGCACAGCCCAACACCAUGCUGGGCAGAAUGUUUGGAUCUGGACGGGAACACAAUUUCACCCGGCCCAAUGAGAAAGGAGAGUAUGAGGUGGCAGAGGGCAUCAGCUCUACUGUGUUUAGGGCCAUUCUGGAUUACUAUAAAUCUGGGAUAAUCCGCUGUCCUGAUGGAAUCUCCAUUCCUGAGCUGAGGGAAGCGUGCGACUAUCUGUGCAUCUCUUUUGACUACAGUACUAUCAAGUGCCGAGACCUGAGUGCCCUGAUGCAUGAACUGUCCAAUGACGGCGCUCGGCGGCAGUUUGAGUUCUAUCUGGAGGAGAUGGUGCUUCCUCUGAUGGUGGCAAGCGCUCAGAGCGGAGAGAGGGAGUGUCACAUCGUAGUGCUCACAGACGAUGAUGUGGUGGACUGGGAUGAGGAGUACCCACCUCAGAUGGGAGAGGAGUAUUCACAAAUCAUAUACAGUACAAAACUUUAUCGUUUCUUCAAGUACAUUGAAAACCGUGAUGUAGCCAAAUCUGUUUUAAAAGAGCGAGGACUUAAGAAAAUUAGACUGGGUAUCGAAGGUUAUCCAACAUACAAAGAGAAAGUGAAAAAGCGCCCCGGCGGUAGGCCUGAAGUCAUCUACAACUACGUCCAAAGACCCUUCAUCCGCAUGUCCUGGGAGAAGGAGGAAGGCAAGAGUCGACACGUGGACUUCCAGUGUGUGAAGAGCAAGUCCAUCACGAACCUGGCAGCGGCUGCGGCAGACAUUCCCCAGGAUCAGCUGGUGGUGAUGAAUCCUGAACCACAAGUGGAUGAACUGGACAUUCUUCCCAACCACCCUCCCCCCGGCCACAACUACAGCAACGAGCCUGACCCCGACGCCCCCUCGCCUGCCGUCUGAGAGCAGACGCCCCUUCACAGCAUGCUGCAGCAUGAACCAGAGUGACACUAUAACCAGAUUGCCUUCUGUACCUCCUCCACAGCCUUAGAGCCUCAACUGUAUAGUUACUGUAUUUAAAAAGAAAAAACAACAUCAUGGACUUGGGAUACUGGCAUGGGCAGUGCUCUCGUGUUCUGUCUUCGCUGUUCUCUUUUUUUUUUUUUACUUGACCAAAGGAAAUGUAUUUUUGUUUGUUUGAAAUGAAGUUUGCAACCUCACUUAUUUUGUAAUUGGGCGUAUUAUAUGAUUAUAACUAUUAUUACUAUUGGUCUUUUCCAUUUUACUAUAUUACUGCAAUGAGUUUAAUUAUUAUCAUUUUGAUGUUCUUUUCAUUUGAUGCAUUUGGGUUGGGUUCUUUUGGAAAGCUCUCCUCUUGAUCUCCUCAAAGCUCAUGUGUCUCCUCAGGAGGUCCAUUUGCCUGGUGAACAAAUGCCGUGUUUUUUUUGGGAUCGACAUUAAUUUAUCUGCUCAAGAUCUGUCUGUUCAAGUGCUUGAAAAUCAUUGUAUUAAUAAAGAUAUAUAAUAUAAUGUACAGCGUUUGACAUGAAGUUUAAUUUUUGGUUGCUUUUGGUGUUUCGCUGAUGGGAAAGAUUAUAAUAGAAACUGUUAUGAUCGUGUAACACAUGGGAUAAAAAUAGUUCCAGUUACAGAAUAGAUGCAGAGGAUUUGAGAAACAAUAUACAUUGCAAUACAAUAAGCUAGAGCCAUUUUACAUAGCAAUCAAGUUUAGGAAUACUUGGUAUUCAGUUUAAAAGCAGAUCUCAACGAAAAAAAAUAUGCACAUUUUAUACUUGCAGAGAAUAUAAUGUCUAAAUCAAUUCAUUGUUUGUGGCCUGAGGCUACAAUUCACAUGGAUCACCAAAAUUGGAUUAGUAAGCAAAUAUGCAGAAAUACAAAAAAAAAAAAAAAAAAAA